This is a messenger RNA of Paramecium sonneborni, 949 nucleotides long. NCBI's taxonomy places the organism in Eukaryota, Ciliophora, Oligohymenophorea, Peniculida, Parameciidae. The record is from the annotation of a GenBank genome assembly.
AUGUUUAAGGUUAUGCUGUUGAUUUAUUGGCAGGAUACUUAUAAGCUUGAUCGGAAAGAUAAUGGCAUACACCAUCUGAAAUAAAAAUAUAUAGGCUAACUUAAUUAUUUAUUUGACACUUAUGAUUUAAAUGACGAGGCUCCAAAUGAAAUUAUCAAAAUACUUAUUCUCAUUUGUAAGGUAUAUGGCCCUAUAUAUAUGUUGGAUAUGAAAGAUUAAAAUAAUAAUCAAAUUAUUUUGUGUUUGAUGAAGCAUGAGAUAAAUAUAAUUUAAAUGAGUGGUUAUGUUUAUUUGAUUUUUGGGAGGAGAAAAAGAUUUUUCUCUUUUCCAAGGUUUAUUAACAGAAUUGCUGCUUAUGAACCUGAUAUUAAGAGAAGAGGAUUAAGAAUUUCUAUGUAAGAGGAUUCGGGAUUAAAUAGAGAUCCAUUUUACUCAGAAAUAAUGGCUUUAAUACAAAAGAAAUAAAGAAUGCUAUAAAAAUUAGACAACAAUAUGAGAUAAUAUGAAGACAUUCAUAAAGAAAUGUUAUUAAAAUAGAAGAAGACAGAACACGAAAGAAUAUAUACCAACAGAAUCAGGAAGAUAUCAAAUUAUAGAUAUUUUUAAUAGUGGAGGCAUUCGAAUGUAAAAUAUAAGUAGCAUAAGAAUAUGUGGUUUGAUGGAUAGCACGUAAUAGAACUUCUGGUAACAUGGUUACCCAAGGAAUAGAAUGGAUUAAAACUCUUGAUAAGUUAAAUAAUUGGGUACUGGCACCAUCAAAGUUUGUUAAAAGGUACGCGGCUAAUAUGAAUUAGGAUAUGAAAUAUGUGUCGAAUAAGAUUAGAGAAAUGACAAAAAGUCUAAGGGAGUUUUUUAAGAAAAAGAAAGAGAGAGGAUGGUCGGAUGGGAUUUAAAUAGAACAGAACUGAUUUGAGUUAUUUAUUAAACAUUAAACAUUGCUGCUCAUUUA